AUGGCUCUCUUUGUGAACGAAGCUGCGUGGCUGCCAACUGCUAACGCCCGACCCGUGAAAGUUGAACAUGGGCCAACACCCAAUCCGUGUGAAAAUGAAGUGGUUAUCAAAGUAGCCUAUGCAUCGGUCAAUCCAGCCGAUUGGAAAUUGCAAGACGGUCCCAGCCAUUUGACAUACCCAUUCAUUUACGGUCUUGAAGUCGCUGGAAAGAUUGUGCAGCUUGGCUCUCAGGUUACGCAGUUGAAACUGGGCCAAAGAGUGAUCGGACACUGCGAUGGCCUGCUUACGCAGAAAACAACAAAUAUGGGAUUUCAACAUUACAGCACAUGCGUCGAGCAUCUGGUCUCUCCAGUUCCUGACUCCCUACCCUUGUUGAAUGCUUCGGUCCUCCCAGUCGGUAUCGAUACCGCUGCGGCUGCACUUUAUGGUCAUCUCAAGCUGCCCCUUCCCUCGCUAAAUCCCGCACCUCUCUCAAAAAAAAUUCUAAUUUGGGGAGGUAGCUCGUCUUGUGGAAGCUCAGCUAUUCAGCUCGCAGUUGCAUCUGGUCUUGAGGUUGUGACCACCGCCAGUAGCUCGAACCAUGAGCUUGUCAGGAGCCUCGGUGCCACUCAUGUCCUGAACUACAAGAAUCCAGAUGUGGUCGAUCAGCUUCUUAGUCUUCUCAAGCCAGGAGACUAUGUUGUGGAUUGUAUUGCUACCAAGGAGACGCAGACUACAUGUGGUGAGAUCCUCGGAAGAAUUGGCGGAGGCAAGCUUCCAGUCGUGAACUCUCCGCAAGGAACCUACCCCGAGAAUGUGGAGCCUUCUAUGGUUGUUUGCCUGCCAGUGGCUCCUGAGCUUGGGCAUCACAUAUGGCAUAAAUUUAUCCCCGAAGCAUUGGCUGCAGGUAAAUACCAAGCUAAGCCUGACCCUCACCUCAUUCCGGGUGGGCUGGAAAGGGUCCAAGAGGCUAUCGAUCUACUUCGACAGGGUGUGUCGGCUAAGAAGAUUGUCAUUGAAAUUGCCGCAGAGUAG
This is a messenger RNA of Penicillium malachiteum, 1014 nucleotides long. Its product is annotated as zinc-binding alcohol dehydrogenase family protein. The record is from RefSeq and is a predicted model, not a curated record. NCBI's taxonomy places the organism in Eukaryota, Fungi, Ascomycota, Eurotiomycetes, Eurotiales, Aspergillaceae. The coding region runs from base 1 to 1014 and encodes 337 amino acids. The transcript is spliced from 4 exons. Gene Ontology annotation, molecular function: oxidoreductase activity, acting on NAD(P)H.